Spirometra erinaceieuropaei is the source of this 1110-nucleotide messenger RNA. Lineage: Eukaryota; Metazoa; Platyhelminthes; Cestoda; Diphyllobothriidea; Diphyllobothriidae. The record is from the annotation of a GenBank genome assembly.
AUGGAACUACUGGACUACUGUUUACACACGUACUUCACGUUUAACGGCCAAAUUUACGAGCAAAUCCAAGGAGCCCCAAUGGGGUCCUCAAUCUCCGGCUACCUAGCUGAGGCGGUCUUGCAGGAACUGGAAACUCGGGUCUUCCAGACAAACAAGCCGAAAUUCUGGAUGCGCUACGUAGACGACACCUUUGUCAUCUUACACCGAGACGCGAAAGACAACUUUAAAAGAGAAUUGGACUCAAUUUUUCCACAAAUCCAAUUUACCACGGAGGAAGAAAAUACCGGAGUGCUCCCUUUCCUCGACGUCCAGGUAUCGAGGCAGGAAGACGGAACCCUCCAGACUGGUGUCUUUCGAAAGGCGACAGACACGGAGAAAAUUCUUUAUUACAACAGCAAUCACCCCCUGUCGCAUAAACGCAGUUGUGUCCGGACCCUUUUUCGCCGCACCUACACACAGUGCAGCACAGAAGCCGAGAAGCUGCGGGAGCGUAAAACCCUAUGGCGCCUCUUCCUUGCCAAUGGAUAUCCACGCAGUUUUGUGAACAAAUGCUUGUACCGAAGGCACACGAAGACGGACGGUGAGAAGAAACAAAGACCAGAAAUCUUCCGUGUCUUGCCCUACGUGAGUAACGUCUCCGAAGCCACUGAGCGCAUACUAAGGCCGCUAGGCGUAGGCGUUGGUCUCCGACCGGAGGCCACCAUCCGCCGCUUAAUCAUGCAGCCCAAGGACCGGCUACCACCUGCAGACACGUCAGGCGUCAUUUACCGCGUCAAAUGUCUGGACUGUCCAGCCAACUACUGUGGCAUGACCGACAAACGCCUAAGAACGCGCAUGCAUGAGCACACUUUGGCCGUAAGGCGAAAGGACGUACUAUCGCAUGUCGCCAUGCACUGCCUGGAAAACAACCACAAGUUCGACUUUGACGGCGCCCAGGUGCUCGGCCGAGCCGAAAGCGAACUGGCGAGGGAAGUGAUUGAGGCCUGGAAAUCAGACACGAACUCUAUCAACCGAAGUAUCGAUUUGCCAGCGCCAUACGAGGCCGUCAGGCACCAUCUACGCGCGAGAGGAGGGCCAAUGAGAAGCGAACGGGACGAACCUAUCGGAUGA